AUGUCCUUCCAACGUCAACUGCUACUAUGGCUUUGUGCCAGCUUCUCCGUGAUUCUAUCCACCCCAGUGUUUGCAGCAGAUACACAAGCCUGGAAGUUAAGAUCAGUUUAUCAAACCAUGACUGAUCGAUUCGCACGUACAGAUGGAUCCACAACCCAGGCUUGCAACACGACCCAAGGCCUUUAUUGUGGCGGAACAUGGAGAGGGAUGAUCAGCCGUCUUGACUACAUCCAGGGUAUGGGAUUCGAUGCGGUUAUGAUCUCUCCCAUCAUCAAGAACAUUGAUGGUCGAGUCUCGUACGGCGAGGCUUAUCAUGGCUACUGGGCCGAGGAUUUAUACUCUCUGAAUCCUCAUUUUGGGACCCAUCAGGAUCUACUAGAUCUAAGUCGAGCUCUUCAUGACAGAGGCAUGUAUCUCAUGGUAGACACUGUCAUUAACAAUAUGGCCUACAUCACCCAUGGCGGAAAUCCAGCAACGGAUGUUAACUAUACCACCUUCAAGCCUUUCAAUGGACCACAGUACUACCACCCAUACUGCAAGAUUAACGACUACAACAACUACCCGGAGGCACAGCAGUGCUGGACGGGGGAUAAUAUCGUUGCGCUCCCAGAUCUGAAAACCGAAGAUGAACAAGUCCAGUCGGUGCUCAACAAGUGGAUUCAAGAUAUGAUAUCAACAUACUCGAUCGAUGGCCUUCGUCUCGACGCCGCAAAGCAUGUCACACCGGAUUUCUUACCCAAGUUCCAAGAGGCCGCAAAUGCUUUCAUUACAGGCGAAGUAUACGAAAAGUCAAUUGACAUCGUCUGCAGCUACCAGAAGGAGCUCACCAGUGUCCCGAAUUAUCCAAUUUACUUCGCUCUCCUGGACGCUUUCACAAAGGGCAACACAAGCACACUUCCCGACGAAGUCGAGGUCAUGAAACAUUCAUGUCCCAAUGUAACGGCUCUCACAACAUUUUCCGAGAACCACGAUGUUGCUAGGUUUGCUAGUAUGCAAGACGACAUGAACCUUGCCAAAAACAUCUUGACAUUCACAAUCCUCUUCGAUGGUAUUCCAAUGGUCUACCAAGGCCAAGAACAACAUUUCUCUGGUGCUCAUGACCCCGAAAACCGCGAAGCCCUCUGGUUAUCCAACUACAACACCGACGCGCCCUUGUACAACGUGAUCAAAACCCUAAACCGGCUGCGCAAGCAUGCCAUCCAAAUCGACCCCAACUACAUCGACACCCAGACCUACCCCGUUUACCGGGGACCCAGCGAAAUGGGAUUCCGCAAGGGCCGCGAGGGACGACAGAUCGUAAUGGUUCUCUCUACGCAGGGAAGCAAGAGCGGGGAAUACACAAUCCGCAUGAUGAACGGGUACCAGCCCUCCUAUGUGGUUAUUGAUGUGUUUACGUGCCGCACGUACACAGUGAAUGAUAUGGGUGAGCUGAGGUUGGAGAUGGACAAAGGUGAGCCGAGGGUCCUGUACCCUGUGAAUUUGAUGUAUGGGAGUGGGCUUUGUGGCUAUGGGACGGCGAAGGUCACGUAUCUGGAUUUCGUCCGUAAUCAGUCUUCGCCGUCGCCGACUCCAACGUCCUCUGAGGGCUGGGUUCCUCGGGGCGAUCUUCAGGAGUCGUGUAAUUCGUACGCUUACAGUUGA
Messenger RNA from Aspergillus ochraceoroseus IBT 24754, 1641 nucleotides. RefSeq names its product alpha-amylase. The transcript is spliced from 3 exons. Lineage: Eukaryota; Fungi; Ascomycota; Eurotiomycetes; Eurotiales; Aspergillaceae. Gene Ontology annotation, molecular function: calcium ion binding; alpha-amylase activity. The coding region runs from base 1 to 1641 and encodes 546 amino acids. The record is from RefSeq and is a predicted model, not a curated record. Gene Ontology annotation, biological process: carbohydrate catabolic process.